CAGAGUUUAAUCAGGAUACGGCUUUUCAAGCAGAAUUUAUCAUUUUCAUGGAAACUCCCUUAGAAAAUGGACGCGUCACAUUUAUUUUCCAGAACCAGUCUCCGUGUCAAGUUCUUUUUCGCGUUUUUUAAACUACUGAACGUGUUUCACGGCAAUAUUUUGCCUUAGCGGGUAUGAGGCGGGAAAAGAUUUAGAGACAAACAACGACUUUCUCCAGACCCUUAAUGGCUCACCGCAGGAGCCGUGGAGUUAGAAUGUUCAGAUUCUAAUAUUUCUCCGUCUUUUGUAGACGAAGAAGAUGAUUCCGACCUUUUGAGCACAUGUUCCUUUUGCAAGAAACGAGUCCCAGCCUGUAAUCUCCAGCUACACUCACUUCGCUGCGACCAGAUGCAGAGAUCUAAACUGGCCGAAACAAACAGAGCAGAAAGGAAUCAGGAGAUGUCGGCUCCGCCAAGUGCGAAGCCGCAGAAGACAAAACUUAAAACCAAAUCCUUGUCAGCGUUACAACCAGAAGAAGACUUUGACAAACUAUUGGCUUCUUUUACCAAAUUAGACACACAAUGUGGCUUCGACGGCUGCAAAAAAAGUAUUAGAACUCUUGGACAGUUGUGUAAAUGUUGUGAUGGUACGUUCUGCUUGUCUCAUCAUAUCCCCGAGGUUCAUGGUUGUGGUGAAGCGGCAAAAUUGAGAGCUAGACAACAAGCUAGCAAGCCAAAGGCGGGGAAACCAAAAGCUUUGGACGUGACUCGUAAAGCGCAGCUACAGAGAAAAUUGGACAAAAGACUUGAUGAUAUGUCGGAACAAAGGAAAUCAAAGCGUAAAGGAAAAGACAAUAAGUAAAAAGUUAUAACAAAGUGUCUGCAACAGGUCAUUAUCACAAAUCCCUCUUGCCGUGUUGUCUCCCGCCCAGACAAGUCCUUCAACUUUUUAAAUCGCUGUGAUCUUUCGCAAAAUUUGAGACUAGUUUUGCUUUUCCGGCACCAAAGGCGGUUACCCAAGAGAGAGCUCACUGUAAUUGAGAGAGAGAGAAAUUUUGGCGCUGAUCAAAUUGUGUUAAAAAAGAAAAAUGUGAAAAUUUUGGAAGAUUUGAUUUAUGCGCUUGCUCUAGGUCUGUUAGGAAAGACUUACAUUUGCGCGUAAAUAUGAAGGCAAACAUAAGAAUAUCCCUAUGGCACCGAGAGAGUUUUUAGCCUUCACCUAAAGUGUGUUAACGAAAUAAAAGUUUAGAUUUUUAUGGUUAAAAAAAAGAACAAAAAAGCUAUGUAAAUGA
Molecule: messenger RNA, 1270 nt
Organism: Pocillopora damicornis (cauliflower coral)
Lineage: Eukaryota; Metazoa; Cnidaria; Anthozoa; Scleractinia; Pocilloporidae
Product: DNA-binding protein SMUBP-2-like
Source: RefSeq, a predicted model, not a curated record